AUGUUACAGAGGCUGUAUCCCCACUUUCCAGAGGUGGCUUGCACUGCUUUAAUUGCAGCAACGGCCCUGGCCACACUUCCCAGCGGGCCCACGCUAAACAACAGCGCCCCCAACCGCUGCGAAUUUGAAUUCAUUCUUCGCCUUCCCGUACCCGAGCAUUCUCCACCGACAGCCAACCCAGCCGCCGACCAAAACGUCAACAAUCCAAUUUCAUCUCGUCGCUCAAACCACAACCCUCCUUCUGCCAUCGAAACCCCGUGCUUCGCCGCCACGGCCAUCGCGCCAGCCAUGGGCCGAUCCCGAGAUAGUCUCUACGAGCCCGUCCUCGCCGACAGCGAACGUGAAGCCGUCGCCGACCUUUUGCAGUUCCUCGAAAAUCGUGGCGAGACAGACUUCUUCUCCGGCGAGCCCCUCCGAGCACUCAGCACCCUCGUCUUCUCCGAAAACAUAGACCUUCAACGGAGCGCAAGCUUAACCUUUGCCGAAAUUACCGAGCGCGACGUACGUGAGGUUGACCGUGAUACCCUCGAACCCAUCCUAUUCCUCCUGCAAAGCUCCGAUGUUGAGGUCCAACGAGCUGCCAGCGCUGCGCUGGGAAACCUUGCUGUCAAUACGGAAAAUAAAGUUUUGAUUGUCCAACUUGGCGGCCUCACCCCCCUUAUCCGACAGAUGCUGUCGCCAAAUGUCGAGGUCCAAUGCAACGCCGUCGGAUGCAUCACCAAUCUCGCUACACACGAAGAGAACAAGGCUAAGAUUGCUCGCUCCGGUGCUCUUGGUCCGUUGACAAGGCUCGCCAAGUCAAGAGACAUGCGUGUUCAGCGCAACGCUACCGGCGCUCUCCUCAACAUGACGCAUUCUGGUACGCUUUCAUCGGAACAUUUUUUACCUUUCCGCUAUAGUACUGACAUGGCGCCAGAUGAAAACCGCCAGCAGCUUGUGAAUGCUGGUGCCAUUCCCAUCCUGGUGCAGCUCCUCGCUUCUCCCGACGUCGAUGUCCAAUACUACUGCACCACUGCCCUGAGCAACAUUGCCGUGGAUGCCAACAACCGAAGGAAGCUUGCCUCGUCUGAAGCCAAGCUUGUUCAGGCGUUGGUCGCUCUCAUGGAGUCGUCCUCCCCCAAGGUCCAGUGCCAGGCUGCUCUCGCUCUCCGAAACCUAGCUUCCGACGAAAAAUACCAACUCGAUAUUGUCCGAGCCAACGGUUUGGCGCCUCUGCACCGUCUCCUACAAUCCUCAUAUCUGCCAUUGAUUCUUUCCGCCGUCGCUUGCAUUCGCAACAUCUCCAUCCACCCAUUGAACGAGUCUCCGAUCAUUGAAGCCAACUUCCUCAAGCCUCUUGUCGACUUGCUCGGUUCUACCGAGAACGAAGAAAUUCAAUGUCACGCCAUCUCGACGCUGCGAAACUUGGCUGCCAGCUCUGACAGAAACAAGGCUCUGGUUCUGGAUGCUGGUGCUGUACAAAAAUGCAAACAGCUUGUGCUCGACGUUCCUGUCACCGUCCAGUCCGAAAUGACGGCCGCUAUUGCUGUGCUAGCUCUCAGCGACGAUCUCAAGUCUCACCUGCUGAAUCUGGGCGUCUGCGACAUUUUGAUUCCCUUGACGCACUCAUCAAGCAUUGAAGUUCAGGGCAACAGUGCCGCUGCCCUCGGCAACCUCUCCUCUAAAGUGGGCGAUUAUUCCGUCUUUAUACAAAAUUGGACUGAGCCCAACGGCGGAAUUCACGGCUACUUAUGCCGUUUCCUUCAGUCGGGCGAUGCCACCUUUCAACACAUUGCUGUCUGGACCUUGCUUCAAUUAUUUGAAUCGGAAGAUAAGACGCUGAUUGGCCUCAUUGGUAAGGCCAGUGACAUUAUCGAACACAUCCGAAACAUUGCGAACCGCCAAAUUGAUGCAGAGCCUGAGCUGGAGGAAGAAGACGAGGGUGAAGUUGUGAAUCUAGCUCAGCGUUGCUUGGAGCUACUCGGGCAGAGCAUGUCCAAGGCCCAUAUUGAGGGUUAA
Molecule: messenger RNA, 1998 nt
Organism: Cordyceps militaris CM01
Lineage: Eukaryota; Fungi; Ascomycota; Sordariomycetes; Hypocreales; Cordycipitaceae
Product: vacuolar protein 8
Exons: 7
Coding region: 1-1998 (665 amino acids)
Biological process (GO): nucleus-vacuole junction assembly; vacuole inheritance
Cellular component (GO): fungal-type vacuole membrane
Molecular function (GO): protein-membrane adaptor activity; protein binding
Source: RefSeq, a predicted model, not a curated record